CUCGUGCCUUUCUAUUUUAUGAUCAUUACUGCCGUUAGUUCAGUAUUCAGUACAGUUCAGUAACUCUCCAACCAUUUUUAAGCGUGCAUUUCACCUCGUGUUUUUUUUUUAGUUUUUUGACUAUAUUUUAGUAAAUAUAUUUUUGUGUGUUUCAUAUAAUGUUUUUAAAAAUGUUUUACAUGCUUACGUCAAUUGUCAAAUUGGAAAUGGGUUGUCAAAGCUUAUUGUUCACUAAAUGACCAGUUCAAGUUUAGGACUUGGUUUUCUAAACAUACGAUCAUCGUAUUCGGAAAAAGUCUAGAAAACGACUUUAUCUUGGAAGUAGUGAAAUGGCGAUAGAAUUGUUGACGUUUUUGUGGAUUUUUAUUUUUAAUUUAUUUUAUAUAACGUCCACAUCGUCAAUCUUAAUGCUAAAAUGCUGUAAAAAUGGUGAAGAGUUGGCAAUAUCAAACAAUGACCCAAAAUCAGAAUUUGCUUGUGUGAAAAGUAACACAACUUGGAUUCCAACAAUAUAUUCACCAUCGCAAACAAAUUUUUUAUCUGUAAUACCCAAUGAAUGGAUAAUUCACGAAGCAAUAAAACCUACAUGUACUGAAAAUCGAACUUUAACGCCCAUACUUUGUAGCAAUAUUUCGCCAUGUAUCAUAUUCGACAAAGGUCAUGCAAUCUUAGACGCCGCCGGAAGCAACACACACAUUUCACCGAGCGAAUACUGUGCGGACUCAAAGGCUCUUCUUGUUUGUACGGUAAGGAAGGUCGAAGCCGACUGGGCCACUUCCACAAUAAGACCCAGAGUAAGCAGAUGUUGUGGAGAACAUGCAGCAUUUUACGAGCAGAGACAUUCUUGUGUAAAUCAGAAAGAUGUAGAAAACGCACCUCCUUUACUGCCUAAUACAUCUGUGUCUAUUGAUGUAGUUACUGGCUUUCCAUCCUGUACUCGUUCAAAUAACUAUACUAUAGUUGGAAAUACUGAUGUAUCAGUUCUUCAGUCCGAUGGCAGCUUAAUAGUUGAUGGAAUAUCUUUGCUAUCUUCACAGUAUUGUGUGGAAAGAAUUAAAGAACUAGAUGGCAAAUCUAAAGUUUUCGUUUGUCCAGAGUAUGCACCUCAAAGGCCUGUAAAUCAAGAUCCCGAUAUAAGGUUUAUGAUGUAUUCUAUAAGUUUCAUCAUAAGCUCGAUUUUUCUUGGUGCCACAUUAGCUACUGGCUGGUUACUCCCUACUUCACAUCAUGUAUUGCAUUGGAAAUGCCAGACUCAUCACGUUUUAAGUCUAAUGCUAGGUGACAUAUUAAUGGCAAUCAUUCAGCUUGCUGGAGAUUCAUUGCAAGGUGGUACUUGCAAAUUAUUAGCUAUUCUGGCACACUUUUUUUUCCUUGCUGCAUUCUUCUGGCUGAAUACAAUGUGCUUCAACAUCUGGUGGACAUUCAGAGAUUUGAGACCGGCAAGCUUGGAAAAGAGUCAAGAAAUAUUACGUUUAAGAGUGUAUGCUUGCUACGCUUGGGGUGGACCAUUUUUGGUUGCUGGACUUGCUGCUCUUCUCGAUCACUUACCAGCCCAACCUCACAACCCUUUCCUGAGGCCUAGAUUUGGAGAAAAAAUGUGUUGGUUUUAUGGAGAUAGAGAAAUUUUGGCUUAUUUCUUCGGUCCUAUUGGUGUUUUACUCAUCAUUAAUGUCAUAUUUUUCAUCGCAACUGCUCGAGAAUUAACUUGUGGACUAUGGAAAGGUGAAUUCGUAAAAAGCACUACAGAAAGAGCUGCUCUAGGUCGAGUUUGUUUGAAAUUAGUAAUUGUCAUGGGUGUAACCUGGGUUGCUGACAUUAUAUCAUGGGCUGUUGGUGGUCCCAACUAUUUGUGGUAUUUUACAGACCUUUUGAAUGCCCUCCAAGGCCUUUUUAUCUUCAUUGUAGUUGGAUGGCAACCUCAAGUUCGUGCUGGUUUGAAAAAAUUAUUCAAUCAAGAUCCUCGAACAAGUGCUGGAAGACAAGGAAAUGGCCUUAGUACAACAAGUCACGGUAUGCCUAGCAUGGGAGACAGUAUGACUCAGAACCCAAGCACUAAGUCCGCGGCAUUAGAAACUAUCUGUUAAGAUUUAUAAAGAUCCACGGAGACAAAACCGAAGAAAAUUACACUAAUUAUUUGCAUUUCGAGAAAAAAAUAUGUAAUUUACAAAUGAGAUGAAUUGCUAGUGAAAUCUUUAUUAUUUUAAGUAUUUUUUUAUUUUAUCACAUAAUAAGAUAAAAUUUGAAAAAUCCGGUGAAUACAAUUCGAAGCAGCUAUAUUUUUUUUGUAUUUUAUUUAAAGUUUUUUAGAAAAUAUUUUCUAAUUUAAAAAAAUGUUUUUAGUAUUACAUUGCAAGAAUCUUGUUUAAUUCUGGAGAAAAUUAAUAGAAAUAGAAUCACUACUAGAGUAAGAAAUUAAAAAAAAAAAAAAAAAAAAAAAAA
This is a messenger RNA of Cotesia glomerata, 2439 nucleotides long. It is a transcript of the gene mthl1, whose product is annotated as probable G-protein coupled receptor Mth-like 1. Lineage: Eukaryota; Metazoa; Arthropoda; Insecta; Hymenoptera; Braconidae. Gene Ontology annotation, cellular component: membrane. Gene Ontology annotation, biological process: cell surface receptor signaling pathway; G protein-coupled receptor signaling pathway. The coding region runs from base 330 to 2084 and encodes 584 amino acids. Gene Ontology annotation, molecular function: G protein-coupled receptor activity. The record is from RefSeq and is a predicted model, not a curated record. The transcript has 7 exons.